Molecule: messenger RNA, 2256 nt
Organism: Didymella exigua CBS 183.55
Lineage: Eukaryota; Fungi; Ascomycota; Dothideomycetes; Pleosporales; Didymellaceae
Product: Rho GTPase activation protein
Exons: 5
Coding region: 1-2256 (751 amino acids)
Biological process (GO): regulation of actin cytoskeleton organization; regulation of GTPase activity
Cellular component (GO): cell cortex
Molecular function (GO): protein binding; GTPase activator activity
Source: RefSeq, a predicted model, not a curated record
AUGUCAUCCCACGAUGGGUCGCGGUCAGUGCGCCAGUCGAAGCGGUACUCGGUCACGGCGCUGUACCUGUCCAUGUCAGCCAAGGAUAAGGAACUUGAGAUCGAAGACGAUCUAGCCAGAGCCCAGAAGAUACUGCGGGAGCUAAAAUCCAAGAUCUCGUCCCAGUCGAAGAAGAACUUUGUACUCGAGAAAGACGUUCGCUACCUCGACUCGCGGAUAGCAUUGCUUAUCCAGAACCGUAUGGCUUUGGAAGAGCAAAACGAAGUCGCCAGCCACCUCGAAGACGGACUCGAACUGCAAGAAGGAUCGUUCCCCAACGAUGAGAAGACACAGAGAUAUGGCAAUCUGCUGUUCCUGCUCCAAUCUGAACCACGACACAUUGCCCACCUCUGCCGACUGGUGUCAAUGGCCGAGAUUGACGCGCUGCUCCAGACAGUCAUGUUUACAAUCUACGGAAACCAAUACGAGAGCCGUGAAGAGCACUUGCUCUUGACUAUGUUCCAGUCCGUGCUCACGUACCAAUUCGACAAUACGCCAGACUACAGCUCGCUGCUGCGUGCCAACACACCAGUGUCUCGAAUGAUGACUACAUAUACACGAAGAGGACCUGGUCAGAGCUAUCUGAAGGUUGUGCUGCAGGACAGCAUCAAUUCCUUGAUUGAGCUGAAGGACCUCGAUCUGGAAAUCAACCCCUUGAAGGUCUACGAGAAGAUGGUUUUCGAACUUGAGGAGCAGGGGCAAUUGCCAGCACACCUUCCAAAGGGUGUCACAGCUGAGCAGGCUGCAGAGAACGAGAAGGUUCAACAGAUCAUUGCGCCACGCGUGAACAUGCUCAUGGAGAUUGCGAACAACUUCCUCUCGACUAUCAUCAAGGGUCUUGAGGAGACACCAUAUGGUAUCCGUUGGAUCUGCAAGCAGAUCCGCAGUUUGUCACGACGCAAAUACCCGGAUGCGCAGGACCAGACUAUCUGCACACUUAUUGGUGGCUUUUUCUUCCUGCGUUUCAUCAACCCUGCCAUCGUCACGCCAAGAUCUUACAUGCUCAUCGACGCAACGCCUGCUGAGAACCCGAAGCGCACGCUUACCUACAUUGCGAAAAUGCUGCAGAACCUGGCCAACAAGCCAUCAUAUGCGAAGGAACCGUACAUGGCUAAGCUCCAGCCUUUCGUCCACCAAAACAAGGAUCGCAUCAACAAAUUCCUCCUCGAUCUGUGCGAAGUACAGGACUUCUAUGAGACCUUGGAGAUGGACAACUACGUCGCAUUGUCGAAGAGAGAUCUUGAACUCUCCAUCACGCUCAACGAAGUCUAUGCAACGCAUCAAUUGCUGGAGAGGCAUGCGACGGAGUUGGCAAGAGACGACAGCUCGCAUCUUGGUGUGAUCUUGCAAGAGCUUGGGCCAGCACCGGCUCAACUUCCACGCAAAGAGAACAGGGCUAUCAAUCUGCCGUUGUUUAGCAAGUGGGAGACGCCACUUGACGAUCUUACUGCAGCACUCGACAUCACGCAAGAGGAGAUCUUUUUCAUGGAAGCCAAGAGCACUUUCGUGUUGAUCCUUCGAUCGCUGCCUCCAAGUACCUCGGUCACUCGGAGACCAUUGAGGCUUGAUAGGAUUGCCGAGGCCGCAGCAACGACCAAGAAUGACUCGGUCAUGGUGAAGAAGGGUAUUCGCAGUAUGGAGCUAUUGAGUCAGCUGCAAGACCUGGGCGUCAUCGACAAAGAGGAUGGAUUCUCACUGCUCAGAGACGAGGUUGAGCAGGAGCUCGUACAUCUGGGUUCGAUGAAAGAAAAGACGAUCGAUGAGACAAGAAAGCUCGAGGAAGUGUAUCGGACGAUACGCGACCACAACAACUACUUGGUUGGUCAGUUGGAGACUUACAAGUCCUACCUGCACAACGUGCGAAGCCAGUCCGAGGGCAAGACAAGGAAGCAGCAGAAACAUCAGGUACUGGGGCCUUACAAAUUCACCCAUCAACAGCUGGAAAAGGAAGGUGUCAUCCAGAAGAGCAAUGUCCCGGAGAACCGGCGGGCGAACAUCUACUUCAACUUCACAAGUCCAUUACCGGGCACAUUUGUCAUAUCGUUACACUACAAGGGCCGUAACCGCGGUCUUUUGGAGCUGGACUUGAAGCUGGACGAUCUGCUUGAGAUGCAGAAGGACAACCAAGAGGACCUGGAUCUGGAGUACGUCCAGUUCAACGUUUCGAAGGUGCUGGUCCUCCUCAACAGGCGGUUCGCGCGAAAGAAGGGAUGGUAG